AUGUCUGAAGAUUCGGAUCAGGAAGUUUUUAACGAAAGAACAAUCGAACGGCUUGUGAAACUUCGAGCCGAAUAUACGGCCAAAAAUAUAACGGAAACACCACUUGUUCCAUCCAAACGUACUUCAACAAAUAAAAAAAAGAAUACUGAAAUCAAAAAACUGAGAUCUCCAAAUAAAGUCUUUGAAAAACAAGUGUCCAGUCCCGUUAUUAAAAAUGGUGGUUCAACUACAAAAAGUCGAACAGAAAUGUCUAAAACAUUUCACGCUUCAGGCAAAAACUCUCCUACUAAUGUUAAGACCGCGUUCUAUGAUUCAAAAACAUUAUUUGAGUUUUUCUCUCCCAAGGAACAAAACAAUUCAAGAACAGAUACAAAAGGUGAACGAUCUGAAGAGAAAUUGAUGAAAACAUCAAAUAACCCCAUCAGUACAUCCCAACCGAAAUAUUGGAGUUCAAAACUGACUUCUAUUUUUGGAAUAGAAGAAAAAGAUUCUUUGUUCAUAGAAAUAUCCGAUGACGAAAUUCCGCAUAAGACAGAAGAUGGAAAUCGUAAAUUAGAUCAUGAUUCAUUCAUAGAUGAAAUGGAAACAGACGACGCCACAAAUUCUUCUUCUACAGGGGGAGAGUCAUUGAAAUCACUUUCUAAAGCGAAAGUGACCAAAUUAGAUCAAAAAAUUAAUGAUACAAGUAAUUUAAUGACAGAGGCAAAAUCUUCUCGUGACGAUUCGGAUUUCGAUGUUAUGGAUAAAAAAGUGGAAUAUUUAAUGGUUACAAGUGAAUUGAUGCAAAAAUCGGAGUCACCUCUUGAGAAUUCUGAUCUCAAUAUACGUAACGUUAAUAUUAAAACAGUAAUUGAUACAAAAAGAAUCGAAUCAAAACCAAUUCUUGCAGAAUCUGAUAUUACAGAAAACAACUUAACCAAUAUACCUCAAGAUUCUAAAAAUCCUUCCACAUGGAAAGAAUUUUUUAGCUUUAAACAGACCACUUCAUGUGAAAACAAGGCCACUUCAUAUGAAAGCAAAAUUUAUACGCCAAAGCCAUCAUAUCCGUUCAAAUAUGGAUAUCAAAAGAAUAAUACCAGAAUCCCGAAACAAGCGAAAGAAAUUCCAUUUUAUAAAAGGAUUCCAGUUGUUACCGGGAAUUUAUUAAUUCAACAGUUAAAAGUUAAUAAAGAAUACGUUAAGAAAUUACCUAUGAAUGAAGAAGUUGAGAUUGAAAGCACUGGAAUCAAAGUCACCUUAAUUGAUGCAAAUCAUUGCCCUGGAUCCGUAUUAUUUUCAUUUAAAGAUAAACUUGCUAAUGGAGAAGUUAUGCGGUAUCUUCAUACCGGAGAUUUUCGUGCGUGCCCCCGUCAAAUCCUUCAUUCAGCAGUAAAUGACCCUAAAAAUUCCGAUAUAGAUAUCUUAUAUCUGGACACCACAUAUUUGAAUCCGAGUUAUUGUUUUCCAGCUCAAGAACUUGUUGUAAGUGCUGUUAUACAAUUAAUCAAAGACUCGGUGAAGAACGGAGAACUGCUUCCUUUGAAAAAUAAGAAAAAAGUCAACAAGAAACAACCAGACAAAUCACAGCUUUCAUUGACUCAAUGGUUCAAGGGUAGUUCGCAAGUAACUGCAAGCAAUGAUUGUGUAAUUAAAGAGAUUGAAUGUGAGAAGAUAAUUAAUUUAAGCGUAUGUACUACCAAUCUGAGUAUUCAAGAACAAGAAGUCAAAUUGAAAGAUAGUAAAAUUCUGGUUGUGGUUGGGACAUAUUUGAUUGGGAAAGAGAAAUUAUUUCUGGGAAUCGCAAGAGCACUACAUUCAAAAAUUUAUGUGUUGGAUAGUAAACGAAAGAUUCUUUUAUGCCAAGAAAACUCUGAAAUGGAACAAUUACUAACAAAUAAUCCCCACGAAGCUUCUGUUCAUAUCGUUUCAAUCCGUGAACUAAAACCUGAGGCAUGA
This is a messenger RNA of Diversispora eburnea, 1935 nucleotides long. The record is from the annotation of a GenBank genome assembly. NCBI's taxonomy places the organism in Eukaryota, Fungi, Glomeromycota, Glomeromycetes, Diversisporales, Diversisporaceae.